UAUCUCUUCGCCAACCUUCUUGCUCCGAUGGCGCAGGCUGAUAAUUGCAUAUUGCCUAACGACUCAAAGCCUACUCUUCGCUACCAGCUUUUUUGGGCAAUUGGAACAUCAUGGGAGGUGAUCAAAAGCGUCGCCAGCAUUGUGCGACUACGGAUCUAUUCACAAGCAUCCGCUUCAAGUACAUCUAUAGAAGACACAGUAGUGGAUGAUGGUCUCGACACUCCCGACAGCCAUAUUCACUCUGGAAGUUUCUCCCAGCAACCAACGCUCUACCAAGUCUUCCAGAGCAUAUUGUUAGAUACUGAAAAUGACAAUGAUGGAUGGUCAUCACCCCAUCCUUCUACUAGCUCGGAUUUCGCCUCGUUCGAUGAUAAGAGUGAGCAAGGAAACAACAGGGCGUUAGAUGAUGGUGCAGGUAUUCCGACCUUGCAAGAUAUAGAACCAAUUCAACUGUACAACCAUUUCAGAGAGAUUUUUGAAAAUAUUGAGCUCAAAAACGAUAGGAGAGAUCUAACUAAGUGGAGUUUUGAUUUAUUCGUGGAGCGCAUGGUCAAGGAUCUUCGAGCGCGCGAAAUCCUUCAUUACUUAGUUCUUGAAGGACUUCAAGGUAUGUCACGUUCCUAAAAAAUACCCAAACAAUCCCAGCUCAGAUUUAUUUGUAGAUGCAUUCUGCGGUAUCUAUAAAACAGAACUGCAAUUAAAAAGAAAUGAUGAAAAUGAAAAGGCGACAAUCGCUUUAGCAGCAUAUUGGUUGCAUCAGUGUUGGUCAACCCAUCCUGAGUGUCCAAGCCCCAAUAUAUUGAGUCAACGCUGGCCCAUACUACCCAAGCGUGUUGUCGACCUAACAGAAUAUCAAACUCCUUACUCUUCGAAUUCUAAAGUAAAGGUCUUCGAUACAUGCGGAUUAAGAGGUGCCUAUGUAGCACUAAGCUACUGUUGGCCUUCAACCCCUAAGAGGUCCUCGAUUCUGACACGCGAAACUCCGAGUGACUUCACCAAUGGGGUACUCUCUUGCAAUCUCAUUUGUGAGAUCCAGGAGGCUUGUACGAUUACGAAAGGACUCGGAAUUCAAUACUUGUGGGUGGAUGCAUUGGUAGAUUAUCCUAGUAUGUGUAUCAGUACACCAGCUAAUAUUAUUUGCAGUGCAUCGUUCAAGGGCGCGGUGGGGACUGGCACAUACAAGCGAAUAAGAUGCCUUCCAUCUAUAAGAAUGCAGUUUUGACUAUAGCUUCCGGGGGCCAAACUUCUCUGGCGGAGGCGUCAAGAGAGACGGAAUUUAUCGUCAAGCCGGCAGACAAUAGAUACAGUCAACUACCUCUGAAAGAUUGGAGCCAAGAACGAAUUCAUGAGUGGUUUUUCAAUACAGGCAACUUUGUAUACCGACCUUUCGAACAACUAGAUACUCGAGGAUGGGUGUUCCAAGAACAGCUUCUUUCUCCCCGAACCAUUUACCUUACCUCAGAGGGCCUCUUUUGGGAUUGCUUGCAUCACUCUGCGUCCUGUAACCGACCAACAGGAAUUCCAGGAGACUUUUCGCCUCACUUCAGGGAUGCAGAUAGUCGCGCGUUGAAAUUUUUUCUCCUAGGCUCACACACAUCGGUUCCCAAGGAGGAAUACUAUUGGCUAUGGCGAAGAGCCGUGCAAAACUAUACAAUACGGGAUUUGAGCAGGAAAAAGGAUCGAUAUAUCGCACUUUUGGGGAUAACUGAUCAGAUGGCUUCACAUCUCGAUGACGACUGUAUACUUGGGGUGUGGAAGAAGGACCCCUUGCGUUCACUGGCAUGGUUUGUCGAUUCUACGGAACCUCAGAAAUGGCAACAUUUCGAAGAAAGAGUCCAAGCACCCUCAUGGUCUUGGAUCUCUGUUAACGGUCCUGUGAAUUACCAACUCUGGCACCCUCCCCAACUCCAUAUCGAUCCAAAAGGCGCAGAAAUUUCCAAGAUGGCAAGGGUACCAAAGCUAUCAGCAAAUCGGCAAGGCUCACUUGGUUUCGAUGAUUUCAGUGGCCAUCUUGUGAUCAUAAGCGCAUUAGCCAAGGCCUACAUUUUAGGGUCUACAAUCUGCCUCGCUACCACAUGGAAAGAUAGGACUUCCUUAGCGGAAAGUCUUUCGAGCCCAGAAACUCGUGGAGUGAUUGAGUUUGUCCAAUCUACUCCCGCCUCCUUUGGAUCGAACUGUUUUCUUGAAUACAUAUUGUAUGGCAGGAUUUAUAGUGAAUGAGGAUGAAGGCUUAGUAAGCUAUGGUGGGAUAUAUAUCCCACCCCACUACUGCCACAUGCCUUCAACACCACCACAAUAUCCACCACCACAAUAUUGUCAGCUACACUUUUGUGAGCUCUUUUAGCUCUUUUGUGGAGGUAGUGGAACUGGAACAAACGCUCUAUUUUCGCUCCUUUCGCGUGCGACGAUUGUUCCUGCGCGACGAUACUACGUCCUCGGAACGAAUACGCUACGCUUUCUGAUCUCGAUUCUCGACUACCGACGCUUGAUGCCGACAUAUAGAGCGGAUCAACCUUGUCGGGAGUGUGAUUACUUCGCCAGGCAAGGAGGGCUUUCUGGGUGUGGUUUUGGCCUAAAAAGAGGUUUUCCCACGCUUGUUGCACAAAUGUAAGAGAGGUAGAUAUGUAUACAGGGCAGGUACUUAGUAGAAAUAUUUAGAGGACAGGCAGUGAAUAUCGG
Messenger RNA from Hymenoscyphus albidus, 2679 nucleotides. The record is from the annotation of a GenBank genome assembly. Lineage: Eukaryota; Fungi; Ascomycota; Leotiomycetes; Helotiales; Helotiaceae.